UUUAGCUCAGCACGUCCUGUGCUCCAGGAGGAGACUUUUCGGGGCCAAUGGCCCCCCGGACGAAAAAUAUACAUACAUACAUACAUUCGGGCUGGGGAUAUCAUCGCCCUCAGCGGAAGAGGGUCAGGACGACGAAGGUAUUGGAGAUGGAGCAGCAAAAUGGCGAUAAGGAAUGGCAGGAGGAAGGUGAGACCAGUGAGGGAGCUCUGGGACCAAACCGAGCUCGGAAGCAGACUGCCCCCAGGUCAUCCGGGGGCAUGGUCGAGGCAGUCCAGAGCUUGGAGCAACUCCUGGAGCAGGACUUCAACAAGAAAAUCGAAGCGAUGAAAGUUGAGUUUCAGCUCGAGUUCACCAAUCUCAGAGAUCGCAUGGCCGAGGAAGUCACCAGGGCCACGGCCUAGAUGGCACAAGAAUUAUCGCAAGUCCGAGACCAGCUUACCCAGGUUUGCGGUGGGCAGUAGCAUACAUGGGCAAACCGUUUAAAUGGUCGAAUAUUUCCUCAAACGUUUGAACGGUUCAAAAAUAUUGCAAACGGUUAAACGAACGAAUGAAUGAUUUAUGACGGUGAGAAAUAUCCACCGCGCCUGCUCUAAUACCAGUCGAAAUAAUGCCCACUAUCAUCGUCAACGUCCUGAGAGUUACCCUCCGGCCGUGGGAUUCCGAUUAAACCCAACCCGUUCUCAUGCAGAGGCUGUAUGAAUCCUUGACGCAACCAAUUGCCCGUACAUUCAAUCAUCUCGAUAGUU
Messenger RNA from Fusarium redolens, 746 nucleotides. RefSeq lists its product as uncharacterized. The record is from RefSeq and is a predicted model, not a curated record. Lineage: Eukaryota; Fungi; Ascomycota; Sordariomycetes; Hypocreales; Nectriaceae. The transcript has a single exon. The coding region runs from base 48 to 401 and encodes 117 amino acids.